Messenger RNA from Pseudozyma hubeiensis SY62, 2337 nucleotides. RefSeq names its product other/HAL protein kinase. The coding region runs from base 1 to 2337 and encodes 778 amino acids. The transcript has a single exon. NCBI's taxonomy places the organism in Eukaryota, Fungi, Basidiomycota, Ustilaginomycetes, Ustilaginales, Ustilaginaceae. Gene Ontology annotation, molecular function: protein serine/threonine kinase activity; ATP binding. Gene Ontology annotation, biological process: intracellular signal transduction; intracellular monoatomic cation homeostasis; protein phosphorylation. The record is from RefSeq and is a predicted model, not a curated record.
AUGGCCGAAAACGUCACACAUACCGAAGAUGCCACAUUAGAAGGCGGCAAUCCUCCCAAGGAGCCAGGCGAAACACGCCCUGCUGCCGCUGCCACCGCCACCAAGCACAACGGUGCCGCUGCUGCCCCUGCCACCAAGUCAUCUGCCAUCCUCGCCAACUGCGAACCCAAGCCUCUCAUGGCGACCCCUUACUCGGAUCGCAUUCAGGCCGCCAUUCGCGAUGGUAGCGUGCGCAUCCCCACCGAGGAGCGCGAGAUUCGCGCACGCGAACUCCUCGUCUUCUCCGACAGCGAGACCGAAUCCAACCUCUCGCGUCCUCCAUCGCCCGACCGCGACCGCUACCCCAAGCACCGUCUCAGCGGUCUCCAGAGCAAGGACCAGACCAUCGUCAAGCAUGGCCUCGAGGCCGAAGGUCCCGAGGGUCUCGCCGCGCGUCUCGAGCUGACGCGCGAGAACAGCCCCUACGACUUUCGCGCGCAGCUGGCUCCUCCCAGCUUUGCCCAGGCAGGUGGUCAGCUUGACGGUUCGGCCGCAAGCACCUCUCCGCCCUCGCUCGUCUCGUCGAGGCGUCCAUCGGCCGGCACCGCAGCGCAGGCCAAUGCCGCUGGCGCCGCUGCCGCGGCUGCAGGCGCCUCGCGCCCCUCGUCGCCUCCGCCGCGCGCCAUGUCGCCCAGCAAGGCUCCUGCUUCCACCAAGAUCAGCCACAGCACGCUCUCUGGUGGCACGAGUGCCACCUUCGCCACUUCGCCACGACCCCAGCCUCCCGUCGAGCCCACCCGCGUCCCAUCCAGCAGCGGCGAACAAAAGGAAAAGCCCAAGGAGAAGGAGCCCAAGGGAAUGUUCCGUCGCAUGCUCUCCGGUGCCGGCGGCGGUCACUCUGACAAGGACAGAUCCAACGCCGACGCGGCUGCUGCUGCCAGCAGCCCUAGCCGCGAGCGCCCGUCGCCUCGCACCGCAGCGAGCCAGCAGGGCAGCGGCUACAUUUCUCCCAUGCGUUCGCCCUCGCUCAGCCGAGGCUCGACGCCUCCCCUGAGCCCGCGCAACGAGACGGACGAGGCAGCGCUCGCUUCAGGCUACCAGGCUAUGAACCUCACCAGCCCUCCGAGCAGUCAGCCUCCCAGCCGCAACGUCUCGAUCAAGCGCAAGGACGGCAAGUCGGACAAGGACGCAAAGGACGGUGGUGCCAGCGAAGGGAGCCGCCUCACCGUAGCAGCGCUGCGCGACUGGGAUGCCAAGGGCAAGCCCGAAAAGUCGAGCAAGAAGUCCGACAAGGGCAAGGACGGCGACGCCAAGUCGACCGCCAGCUCGACGCUGCGCGACAUGAUCAUGGGCAGUGCACCCAAGCUUUCGCGACGUGGCUCCAACACCAGCCACGGCAACAAGUCGGACGGAGGCAGCAAAAAGGGCGGAAGCACUGCCGGCGGCGAGACCGCCAGCCUGCUCAAGAAGUACGGUGUCUGCGAGAAGGCCGCCAUCGGCAAGGGCGCCACUGCGGUGGUUCGCCUAGCACACAAGUGGGAUCGAUCCACCGAGAAGCUGUACGCGGUCAAGGAGUUCCGUAAACGUCGCAAGAACGAGACGGAGAAGGAGUACGUCAAGAAGCUCACGUCCGAGUUCUGCAUCUCUUCGACGCUGCACCACAUCAACAUUGUCGAGACGGUGGAUCUGGUGCAGGACGAGAACCGACACUGGUGCGAGGUGAUGGAGUACUGUCCCGGCGGCGACCUGUACGCGGCGAUCAAGCGCGGUGGCAUGUCGCAGGCCGAAGUUGAGUGUUCCUUCAAGCAGAUCCUCAACGGCAUUUUCUAUCUGCAUUCGAUGGGUGUUGCGCACCGCGACAUCAAGCCCGAGAAUCUGCUGCUGGAUGGACACGGCCACAUCAAGAUCACCGACUUUGGCGUCUCGGACGUGUUCCGCAUGUGCUGGGAAAAGUCGACGCACUACUCGAAAGGUCUCUGCGGGUCCGAGCCGUACAUUGCGCCGGAGCAGUUUGAGAAGAAGGAGUACGACGCGCGGCUCGUCGACGUGUGGGCGGCGGCGAUCGUGUUCUACUGCAUGCAGUUCCAGGAGCUUCCGUGGCGCGUGGCCAAGAUGUCGGAUCCGACGUUCAAGGAGUACGUGCAGUCGUACGCGACGAGCGCGGCGCCGUCGCCGCUGUCGAAUCUGAGCCCGAGGGAGUGCAGGCCGCUGCUCAAGAAGAUGCUGUGUCCGGAUCCGAAGGCGAGGUGGACGAUGGACGACGUGUUGAAGGAUCCGUGGUUGAUGUCGGUGCCCGUGUGUGAGGAGGGCAAGCAGAACGAUCAUACCCAUUCGAGUGCUCCGAGCAAUUCGUCCUGA